AUGGGUGCGUCUGAAAUUCCAAUAUUCCAUCAACCAGUCGUCGCGCAAAUGCCGCAGUUGAAUGACGUUGCGUCUGCUCCGUUUGGUAUUCCACAAGAAGGGAUGAUAAAGUCCGAACCAUCUGUGUCAAUCUCUUUGGUGCAAGAAAGGAUAACUGCUAAAUAUGGCUUUCAAGUUUCGUACAGAAAGGCGUGGUAUGCGAAGCAGAAAGCGAUGGCAAUUCUGUACGAUGAUUGGGAGGAAUCACAGUGUUGUGAGGCGUUCAAAUUUGCCAAACCCGUCAUCCAAAUUGAUGGAACACAUUUAUAUGGAAAGUACAAAGGGAAAUUGUUGGUGGCAACAACCCAAGAUGGUAAUAAUGAAUGUUUACCGAUCGCAUUUGCCAUCGUAGAAGGCGAAACUUUGGAAGCAUGGAAUUAUUUUCUCGUUAAUAUUCGUGCUCAUGUGACUACGAUGUCAAACAUAUGUUUAAUAUCCGAUCGGCAUCGAAGCAUAAUAUCUGCUGUGGAAAAUAACCCUACUUGGCAGCCGCCAAAUGCGUAUCACGUAUUCUGUAUUUGUCAUAUUGCAAGCAACUUCAAUCAAAAGUUUCGAAAUGAAGAUUUGAAGCGGAUGUUAAAGAAUUUAGGUUAUACUCCAGCAAUGGUUGAUUUUGAAAGGAGUCUUGCGAGUUUCCGUGAAAGUAGUCCUCAAAUUGCUGAGUGGAUAGAUGUGAUUCCUAAGGAAAAGUGGUCGCGUGCCUACGAUAUUGAAGGACGGAGGUACGGUCAUAUGACAACAAAUUUGGCUGAAUCUGUCAAUAGGGUUUUGAAGGGGGCCAGAAAUAUGCCUAUAACAGCAUUGGUUAAGCAUACAUAUAGCAGAUUGGUUGCAUAUUUUGUUGAGAGAGGAACAAAUGCUCUUGCACAACUUCAAUCAUCUCAUCGUCACUCCAAACAUGUUGUUGAAUUGGUCAAGAAGAACCAGGUAGAUGCAACAGGCCACCACGUUCGUGCAUACAAUGUUGAACAUACUGUAUUCGAGGUUGACGCAGGUUGGGAACGUUCAUAUUCUGUCAACCUCCCACAGAGAUACUGUCAGUGUGGAAAGUUUAAGGCCUUUAAGUAUCCAUGUAGUCACGCUGUUGUUGUUGCGUUAAGUGUUAGGCAGAGUGCGUUCACUUACGUUGACGACGUCUUCUUGAUAAAUAACUUGGUCGAGGCUUAUUCUUUUCCGUGGGAGCCAAUCGGAAACGAGGAAGCAAUACCUGAAAUUAGUGGUGCAAAGAUUAUUCCUGAUUGUACUAUGUUGCGUGCAAAAGGUCGGGAGCUUACGUCUCCAGUUCUCUUCAACCUUCCCCCGUAG
This is a messenger RNA of Gastrolobium bilobum, 1344 nucleotides long. RefSeq lists its product as uncharacterized. The coding region runs from base 1 to 1344 and encodes 447 amino acids. Lineage: Eukaryota; Viridiplantae; Streptophyta; Magnoliopsida; Fabales; Fabaceae. The record is from RefSeq and is a predicted model, not a curated record. The transcript has 4 exons. Gene Ontology annotation, molecular function: zinc ion binding.